AUGUCUUCAACCCCCCCGACUCCCCUCACUGAGCGGUCCCCCCCUGACCAGGUCGACGCCUGGAUCUUGGGUAGUGGCAUCCCCUCGUUGACCGCCGCCGUCCAUCUCAUCCAAGAGGGCCAUGUGCCUCCGUCGCGGGUUCACAUCCUCGAAACACUCAGUCAGGCCGGCGGGGGGACCGUCAGCUCCGGCGAUCCAGUCAAUGGGUACGACUAUCGAGCCGGGGGGAUGCCGCCGUUCAACGACUCCUGCGUGGAGGAGCUCCUCGAGCUGGUUCCCUCCCACACGAACCCGGAAAACACUGUCCUCGACGAUAUCCACAUCUUCUGGGAGACCAAAGCCGCCCGGGAGACACCGCAUACGCGCUUCUUGACCCGCCACAAGAACAGGAUUGAGCGCGUGGACGCCAAACGAGCAACCCUGGGCUUGCGCGACCGAGUCGACCUCUUCAUGAUGGCCUCGAAAACCGAGAAAUCACUCGGUCGCUCUCGCAUCUGCGAUCACUUUAGCAAGGGCUUCUUCAAAAGCGGCUACUGGCUCAGCUUGUCCACAACCUUCGGCAUCAAACCCAUCCACAGCGCCACCGAAUUCCGGCGCUACCUCCAACGCUUCAUGCACGACAUCCACGGCCUUAAUCAAAGGCGCCCGCUCGAUUACGGCCGCUACAACCGCCACGAAUCUAUCGUUGCCCCGAUCGCCUCCUUCCUCCGCUCCCGCGGCGUCGACUUCCGCUUCCACACGACCGUGACAGACAUCGUAACCUGGCCGUCCAGCGAUGACCCCCAGCGCGUCUCCGCAAUCCGGGCUGUGCACGAAAAUGACCCCGAACACCUGAUCUCCCUCGGACCGCAAGACAUUGUCUUCGUCUCGCUGGGCAGCGUCAUGUCCGGCUCGACGACCGGCACGAACGACUCCCCCCCCUCGCUCGAACUGAUGGACAUCGAAAAGGACCUCGACGAGAACUGGCUCCUGUGGCUGGAGCUUUCGACGAAAAACCCCAUCUUCGGGAACGCGUACAAUUUCUGCACGCGCAUGCCCGAGUCCCGCCUGGAGUCCUUCACCAUCACUCUCAAAACCAAGGAAUUCUUCACCCGCUUUGUCCAACUCACCGGUGAUCAACCGGGGACUGGCACAUUCGUGACCCUCAAAGACACCCCCUGGUUAGUGAGUCUGAGUCUGCCGCAGCAGCCGCUGUUCCCGGAUCAACCAGACCACGUGCAGGUGGCGUGGGGGUAUGCGAUGUAUCCGGAACUGGAGGGCGGGUAUAUCAAGAAGCCGAUGCUAGAGUGCUCGGGACAGGAGAUCAUGGAGGAGAUCCUCCGGCAGCUGAAGCUUCCGCUCGAGGGGAUCCUGGACCAUUCGGUCACCAUUCCGUGCGUGGUGCCCCGCAUGGCAGCCACUGUCUUGCCUCGAGCUGGACAGGAUCGGGCGCAGGUCAUCCCUCAGGGAAUUGAAAAUCUGGGGCUUAUAGGCCAGUUCGUGGAGAUCCCGGGGGAGGUGGCCGUGACGAUGGAUUAUGGGGUGAGGGGGGCGCAGAUGGCGGUGCAGAAGCUGAUGGGGUUGCAUAUGCAGAUGAGGCCAUCGAAACGAAGUUCGGCGAUCAAUUUGCUGGGUUUACUAUAA
Molecule: messenger RNA, 1623 nt
Organism: Aspergillus heteromorphus CBS 117.55
Lineage: Eukaryota; Fungi; Ascomycota; Eurotiomycetes; Eurotiales; Aspergillaceae
Product: oleate hydratase
Exons: 2
Coding region: 1-1623 (540 amino acids)
Biological process (GO): fatty acid metabolic process
Molecular function (GO): oleate hydratase activity; FAD binding
Source: RefSeq, a predicted model, not a curated record